AUGCCAACUUCUGGUUUCAACCCAAACCGCCUUAAAGUACACCUGAAGUUAAGCGUUAACCGUCUAAAGUUAACGCAGCAAAAGAAAAAUGCUGUUGGGAAAGAGGCACGUAAAGAGAUUGCCGAGUUAUUAAAGAUUGGCAAAGUGGAAAGUGCGAAAAUACGGGUCGAAGGCAUCAUACGUGAAGACUUUAACUUGGAAGCAAUGGAAAUCUUGGAACUUUAUUGUGAACUAAUAUUGGCGCGAUUUGGUAUAAUUGAACAAAUGAAGCAAUGUGAUCCAGGAAUACAGGAAGCUGUUUAUACCUUGAUUUAUGCUGCACCGCGUUCUGAGAUUAAGGAAUUGAGUUCGGUACGUGAUCAACUAAUUUCAAAAUAUGGUAAAGAAUUUGCAAUGAACGCAAUUGAUAACAAGGAUAAUUGUGUGAAUGAUAGGGUUGUACAAAAUUUAAAAGUGCUCACGCCAGAUAGGUUUUUAGUUAAUCGUUACCUGGAAGAAAUUGCAAAAUCAUAUAAUGUAGAUUGGACUCCAGACCUAAGUGAUGAGGGAUUUUUAGGGUUGGAUUCUUUACUGAACUCAACAUCAUCUAACAACAAUGUUGACACAAUAAAUCCGACAACAUAUACCGCAUUGCCAGACUUUGACUUAUUAAUGGAGGACAUAAAUCCUCAGCUUCUCGAGUCAAACAAUAAUUCCGAGCAAAAUGAUGCAAAUGACGCACUUCUUCCAGAUGUUCCCUCAUUACCACCCUCCAUCAAAAAAUACAAUAAACUUGGGAAACCGCCAUCUCCUAUUCUUCCAGACUCUUCAAAUUCACACGCAACAAAUAGUGAUGAUAUAUCUACACCACCACCAUAUUCGGCUUCUCAAGAAACUCAUAAUCAAUCAUCAUCUUCCACAAAGUCCGGAAAAUCAAAUGAUGAGUUGCCAGAUUUUGAAGAGUUGACAAGGAGAUUUGAAGCUUUAAAAAAAAAAUAA
This is a messenger RNA of Ambispora gerdemannii, 978 nucleotides long. Lineage: Eukaryota; Fungi; Glomeromycota; Glomeromycetes; Archaeosporales; Ambisporaceae. The record is from the annotation of a GenBank genome assembly.